This is a messenger RNA of Limanda limanda (common dab), 3589 nucleotides long. Its product is annotated as zinc finger protein 16-like. Gene Ontology annotation, biological process: regulation of transcription by RNA polymerase II. Gene Ontology annotation, molecular function: DNA-binding transcription factor activity; RNA polymerase II cis-regulatory region sequence-specific DNA binding. The record is from RefSeq and is a predicted model, not a curated record. NCBI's taxonomy places the organism in Eukaryota, Metazoa, Chordata, Actinopteri, Pleuronectiformes, Pleuronectidae. The coding region runs from base 74 to 1702 and encodes 542 amino acids. The transcript is spliced from 2 exons.
AGCCAGGGCUGGUUCCAUUAGCACUGGACACGUUAGCAUCGCCUGCUCACUCCGGGCCAGGUGCGUUAGAGCCAUGACUUCCAGGAGGACGGGCUACGCGGGCAGCAUGGACUCCUCUCCAUCCAACAGCGGCUCCAUCCACACCGGGAACCGGAAGCAGAGCAUCAUCAACAACCUCCCCGGCAGGACCGACUCCUGCUACGAUCGCAAACCGGACAAGGCUGCGUACGGGGCCGGGCAGGGCAGCGUGACCGUCACGUCGCUCAAGUCCCGGCUGGCCCCGACCAUCCAGAGCGCCAUGUCCGCCGCGGUGGACACGCUGCUGGGCGAGGUGGUGCUGGUGCUCAACGAGACCCAGCAGGAGCUGCUGAGCAAGGAGCAGGAGAACGAGAGGCUGAAGGUGCGACUGGAGGUGUCCGAGCGGGAGCUGAAGAGCCUGCAGGAGUGUCUGAGCAGCGCCCAGAAGCUCAUCGACCAGCUGCAGAUCUCCUACGGGGGGGGCCCGCAGUCCGUGUUCGCCCCGUCUCUGUCCUCCAUGGCUUCCCUGACCUCAGGUCUGGACCGGGACCACCAGAACCCCCGGAACGUGAACGGAGCCGGCGUGGACCUGGGUCUCGGGGGCUCUGUGGACGAGUCGCUUCACGGGUUCGAGCCCAGAGACGACUACAAGAUGUGCCAGCUGUCCAUCCAGCCGGACGGCUCCGUGACCAACCACGCUCUGGACUCCUUCACCUCCAACGCGUCUCACAUGUGCUCCGACUCCAGCCGGCCAGACGAGAGGCAGUCUCAGGGACCAUCCAGGUUUGAGAUCAAAGAGGAACAGGGACUGGUUCCAGGCUCCGGUCAGCCCGGCCGGAAGGAUUCGGACGACGGAGAUCGGUCGUCCCACAACGUCGGUGACCUCAACUACGUCCAGGUGGGGGAGGGAGGUCCUCAGCGUUCAUUCACUCACCCCCUGCGGCACCAGAGGCCCGGGCGAGAGUGCAACGACGCCUUGCAGCAGGGCGGAGUCGAUGGACACAAAGCUCUGGUCAGGACUCCCGGGAGAGGAGACAGCGUUUCGCCCGGCCGAGCCGAUGACUCAGCAGGACCUUCAGCCCCGGACACAGUGGUGGAUCCCGCUCUGGAUCGGCCUCACCACUGUCUGGAGUGUGGAAAGACCUUCCGCCUGAUCUCCAGCCUGAAGAAGCACAUCCGCAUCCACACGGGAGAGAAGCCGUACCCGUGCGGGGUGUGCGGCCGCCGCUUCCGCGAGUCGGGCGCCCUCAAAACUCACCUGCGCAUCCACACGGGCGAGAAGCCGUACUCCUGCUCCGAGUGCGGGAACUGCUUCCGCCACUUGGACGGUCUGCGGAAGCACCGGCGCACGCACACCGGCGAGAAGCCCUACGUGUGCGCCAUCUGCGGCAAGCGCCUGAGCCGCCUGCAGCACCUGAAGCACCACCAGCUCAUCCACACCGGGGAGAGGCCGUGCUGCUGCCCCUUCUGCAACCGCAGCUUCAAGGAGCCGGCGGCGCUGCGCAAACACAUCCGCACGCACCGGGAGGAGGGCGGCCACCUGGGCAUCGGCGUCAGCGAAGAGACGGACCCGGACGCCAUAGACGACAUGAACAACCUCCACCCGGCAGCUCCGUCCCCUCAGAUGAGGUUCGGAGAGUGGGGAGCGGAGGAGGAGGACAGCUCAGUGGCGGACUGUGUGUAGUGGAGCGAUUCAAGAUGAACUGUUGGAUAGUAAUCGUAUCAUAAGGUGUUUUGGGAGUUUGAUCUGAUGAAUACGAUCAUCUCUGUUCCAGGCUGUUAGAAUGAAGACGUAUAACCCUAGACUUUUAAGUUUUGUUUAUAUCUGACAUCUUCCUGUUUUCAUGUCAGCAGCAUGUGUCUUUUUUUCCUUCGGACAUUCAUCAGGCAGCAGCAGCAGCAGAAGUAGCAGCGUACUGGUUUUAAUUAGAGAAGUGGACAGGAUCUGCUUUCUCACUUUAAAAAUAUAACAACACUCAACCUUCGUCUCUGCUGAUGCUGUUAAAGAUCGUCCCUGGAUGUUAGUCAGGAUGAACUGAUUUUAGUCGUGACUUUUUGAAGCUUGAGGUUGUGCUGAGCUGCUUUAAUCCAGGAGACAGGAAUAGAAGCAUAGUGCAGGUUCAUGCUUCAUGUGCAGGAUAAACGGUGCACAUUGUAUUGCUGGGCUUGUAUUUUUUGGGGCUAAACCAAAGCAUACAGUGUUAUCGUCUAAUUCAGUGAUGUGAUGAUUGUGUGGGUCCCUACUACUGGUGCUUAACAAAACAGGAUCCACAACAGAAAGUGACCGACAUCAUCAUGUGUUGAUCAUUCCAGAUCCUUUUCCAGUUCACUCAGCCAGAGCAGCAAUUGUCUCACUUUCAUCCUUUAAGACCAAGAAACCCAGACAUCUUAACUAUUGCAAUAUUAAUAAAAAUGCCACAUGGUAUCUGGCUCCUAUCGUGAUAAAUGGACAAUAUACUAUUGUCUCCCAGCUCUACCUCACUAUCUAUUCUCCACAAUGAUAAAAAUACCACAAGAACACUCUAUUCCCGGUUGAUGGAAGUGGUUAGAUUUGACUACAUUUAUAGCUCUUCCUCUUCAGCUCGGCUCCGUCUCCUCUCUGCUUUUCACUCUGCGGAGCCGUCGUCAGUUACACAAUCCUAAUGCUGAACUUAUCUGUGUCAAGUAUAUCUUUUUUGAAGACACCGUUUAAUUCAGAGCAUUACAUGUUUUAUUCUUCUUUAACCAAACGUGCAGGGUUAUUUUAAAGAGUGAGACGACAACAUCAUUCACACUGUUCCAACAUGGACCAUAUCUUAGCAUUCCUUCUUUUUACAAAUUCAAGCUGCUACUCUGUCUAGAAAACCUCUCGUCUGUAUUUAUAAUUAUUGUUACCAGCCAGUCACUCGUGGUCACUAGCGGACACACUCUGGUGCUUGCAUGUGCAUAUUUGUUUCUCCGCUGGUGACGAUGCCUCCUGGGUGUUAAUGUAAAUAAGAAUAUAGUUUUAGGCAUUUUAUCCAGUUUAUUAAUAAGGAGGUGGACGUUUGUGGAAAAGUGGAUGUGCAACAUUUUUAUUUGUUUUCAUGUACCGUGCUUUUAAACCAUCAUUAUGCUAACAUGAUGUAAAUAUAUCUUUUCAAAUAUCUUACUGAUGUUGUCCCUGAUGUUCUGAUCCAACGCAACAAAGGCAUCAGGUUUAACAACAGACGGAUCCUCUCAGCCCUCUGAGCUGUUCUCUAGGUCUCUCGUGUCAUUUGCCAUGUAUACUACUCUAAUGAUCUCUAUGUACAUCUACAAGUGUAACUCGUUCCACAAGGCACUCGAAAUGUAAAAUAUAAGUCACUGUAUACCAAGGACACGAUUUGCAGAUUAACAUAGUGCCAGUUGAUCAUAUUUAUUAUUUUUAGUGUUACAAACAAGGGGGUUUUGCAUGUAGGUUUAAAUUAAAAUGGCAUUCUUCCUUAACAGAUCGUUAAAUGUGAAAAAUGAAUUACUUUUUUAAGCCGCUGUGUUCAAAACAUAUUCCUACAAUUCACAUCCAUCCUGUUACCAACUGUAAAUGUGACUAUAUUAAAGGGCCUUGUUUGUA